AUGGAUACAAAUAAAACCCUUCUAUUCAAUAUCAGCUCCCUCGUGAUGCGAGAUACUUCGUCGAGUACAAUCAGCACAGUGUCAAUGAACAAAACUGUAUCCAAUGCCUACGAAUGGCGUUUUGUGUUGCCACCCUAUUUCCUGAUUUUCCUCUUGUCGAUAUCCGGAAACUGUCUCGUGAUAGCAACACUGGCUAGUAAUAGGAGAAUGAGGACUGUCACUAAUGUAUACCUAUUAAACCUGGCCAUAUCAGAUUUCUUGCUGGGAGUAUUCUGUUUACCUUUUACUCUGGUUGGGCAAAUUUACAGAAGAUUUUUGUUUGGAGCUACACUAUGCAAAUUAAUACCAUUUUUGCAAGCUGUCUCAGUAUCAGUUGACGUGUGGACUCUUGUGGCCAUAUCUCUUGAGAGAUAUUUUGCCAUCUGCAGACCGCUGAAAUCCCGAAAGUGGCAGACACAGUGCCACGCGUACAAAAUGAUCGCAACUGUAUGGAUUUUGUCACUUGGGUUAAAUUCACCGAUACUGAUAGUAUCCACGCUGCAACCAAUGAAAGGAAAUGCAUACAAAUGUCGUGAAGUCUGGGCAAGUUUGGAACUAGAGAGAGCAUUCAACCUGGGAUUGGAUGCGGCACUGCUCCUUAUCCCAUUCUUCGUAAUGUCAGUUGCCUAUUCCCUCAUCGUUACCAAGUUAUGGCGAGGGCUGCAGCACGAGAUACAGCAUAACUACAAUUGGCAAAAAUAUUUGCAUAGAGACGAUCACCUACCAACAUCUACGCCAAUUUUGAACGGCAAUGCAACAGCACUGUGUUGCAAAAAUGGCUGUAACGUCAAGAAAAUUAAGGAGAAUGAAGAACGUCUUGAUGCCGAGAAAAAAGCAGUGUGCUGUCUGCAAACUGACCUCGAGUUUAGACACGUCGUGCGAUCGACACACAUAGACAAGAGCAUAGAAGCAAAACGAAAAGUUAUACGAAUGCUGUUUGUAAUAAUUCUUGAAUUUUUCGUCUGUUGGGCCCCGCUCCACGUCAUUAAUACCAUUUAUCUCUUCUAUCCUGAAGAAUUGUAUCAAUAUAUUGGGUCGAAAGGCAUUAUUCUUCUGCAACUGCUGGCCUACUGCUCAUCUUUCUGCAACCCCAUCACUUACUGCUUUAUGAAUCGAAAGUUCAGGCAGGCUUUUAUCAGUCUUUUUAAGACUUGUAAGAUAUUCAGGUGGUGCUUCCCUGACAAAACGGCGGAGAAACAAGCGACUCCUCCACCUUCAAGCCAAGACGUUACUGCUUGUAUUAUAAGAGGCAGUCACACGGGUCGCACAGACCUGGAUGGACAAGAAGGUGAGGAUUGUGUUUAGCAGCGGCUCACAAGGCACCACAGUAGGAAACGCACACCCCGCAUUGCCCGCCGUUUCCGUCACACGGCCCGUUACUCAGGUUAUAGAAACCGGAACCGAGGAGAGUCAAUUCCUUUAUCGGAUAACCUGGCCAAGAACAGGUCAGUCAAAGGCGACGGGGUCCACUCAACCAGUAUAUGAAUAAAUGGCUUGAUUGUUCUGUGGUGUAUAGCUGGACCAAAUUGUUAUCAGUUAAUUGUGAUAUUGUGAAGUUUUUAAUUUGAUUCGGUAUUUUAUACCAUUAAGUUCUCUAACGAGCUUCUAACACAGCAUUGUCAAUCUGAUGGUAAGGUUGUACCCGCUGUUUUGUAUUCGCACUGAAAAUAACUGUUUGUAUAUAUUAAAUAUAGCGAUAAACGUAAAAUUUCCUCAUAAGGAUGUUAAAAACGCUACAGCGAUUUUAUGUGUUUAAAGAUGGGACCUAAAAAAUAGAUUUUUUUAUUAUUUCGGUUUUUAGUCUUACAACGUAUUUUAAUUGCGAUUUCGACACGGAAAUUAAUAUUAAAUUUGAUUUUUUGGAUCACAAACAUUCAAGUAUGUGAAACCACCAAGGUUGAUGGUAUUGGUAGAAGCCUGCUGGAGUAAUAAGCUUCUUAAAACAACCUCGCGCAAUCGAGGAUUUGAUCCCGUACAUUUCUCGCCUUGUAUUCGAAAAAUCCACACAAUAAUAUUUAUUGUUUAUAUAGCACAUACAUUCUUAAGCAGAAUAAAACUUUUAGCUUCGUACAAAACAGUGUUAAAAUAAAAUUAACUAAAGACAUACAAACCCAAUGUGUAGUGAGCCUCUUUGUGUCACAAGUCCUUUGCGUGGUGCGCAAAAUUGGCCAAUUAUUCCGGUCAUUGAACCGAUAUAAAAAUUAUGUGGUACGCCUGCUGAUUAUUUUGGGCGGCUUUUGAAUUUUUCACCGUGAUAAUUGCCGCAAGUUACAACGAUAUAUUAGGAUGGAGUCUCAAUUUCAAUAAACAAUACCUAAUAUUUAAAAUAGAUACUAUUAAUGUAUAUAUGUAUAGUUAUUAUAUAUUAUUUAUAUUUACGACUGAUAUGUAUACUGCUAUAGCCGUGGCUAACUUUUUUUGAAACAGUGUAUCUACUUUUAGGAAUUUUAUUAGUUUUAUAUUAUUAAUUAUAU
This is a messenger RNA of Pieris rapae (cabbage white), 2513 nucleotides long. RefSeq names its product cholecystokinin receptor-like (gene NGR-A9). Gene Ontology annotation, cellular component: membrane. The record is from RefSeq and is a predicted model, not a curated record. Gene Ontology annotation, molecular function: neuropeptide receptor activity. Bases 1 to 1344 code for a protein of 447 amino acids. Lineage: Eukaryota; Metazoa; Arthropoda; Insecta; Lepidoptera; Pieridae. The transcript is spliced from 11 exons. Gene Ontology annotation, biological process: neuropeptide signaling pathway.